Molecule: messenger RNA, 1322 nt
Organism: Doryrhamphus excisus (bluestripe pipefish)
Lineage: Eukaryota; Metazoa; Chordata; Actinopteri; Syngnathiformes; Syngnathidae
Source: RefSeq, a predicted model, not a curated record
UUGCAAAGCAGCGGGAGGAAGACAAGCGGUCGUCAGGCUCAGCCGCAGCCCCACUCGUCCCACACUCGAGUGUGUGGAGCAUCCGUGAUUCCCCGCGGCGUAAUCAUAAUAUCAUCCUCACUCUCACACACCGCGAUGAUAUCUGGGAACCGUCGAGGCGCAGUCAUGGCUCUGCCUGUGGUGAUAUUUGGAGCCCUGAUGCUGCACACCGUCUCCACGCAAAACGAGCCAUCAAUCGCUGCCUCUGAACACACUUCCCUUCCCGUGGAAGGCCACAGCGCCCCUUUCGCUCUUCAAUGCAACCUGACCAGCAGUGACAAUCCCCUCCUGGAGAGCUACUGGAUGAAAAACGGGGAGGAGAUCCCAGAAACUCGCAGCCUAAAUAGGAAUACCGAGUACAAGCUGAGCAAACCAAGAGGAGAUGAUGCCGGGGUGUACAUGUGCGUCUUCACCUUUGGGAUAUCCCCCGCCGCCAACACGACCAUUGAAGUCAAAGCCGCCCCUGAGAUUACAGGCCACAAACGGAGUGAGAACAGGAACGAGGGUCAGCGUGCUCUGCUUUAUUGUAAAUCGGUGGGCUACCCUCAUCCCACUUGGACCUGGCGCAAACUUGACAACGGCAUUUAUAGGGAAAUUGACAACUCAUCUGGCCGAUUCUUCAUCAGCAGCAAAGACAAUUACACUGAGCUCACCAUUGCCAACCUGGACAUUAACUUGGACCCAGGCGAGUACCAGUGCAACGCCACCAACUUAAUGGGCAGCAGCGAUGAGAGCUCCGUGCUGAGAGUCCGCAGCCAUUUGGCCCCCUUAUGGCCUCUUCUGGGGGUUUUGGCCGAGAUCAUCAUCCUGGUUGUCAUCAUUGUUGUCUAUGAGAAACGUAAGAAGCCUGAGGAUUUACAAGACGAUGAUGACCCAGCUGGACCAGUGAAAACCAAUUCCACCAACAACCACAAAGACAAGAACCUGCGCCAGAGGAAUACAAAUUGAGCUGCCUGUUUGCAGAGGCACAUUAUGCUUAUUGACCACAAGAAGGUAAAGAAGAAUGGAAUCCACGCCAGUUACUAGAAUGGAUCCGCCAUUGAACGUGUGCUUGUGAGGGAAUUUGAAUGAGGCAUGCCUUAUGAUUUUAUUGCAACAAGCUCUAAUCAAUAUGCCAUUGAUAACACAACUAUUGUUACUGCAUGCAGUUGUUGACGUGUAUGAUUUUUCCCGCCCCCGCCCUCCUCGUUUGCUACUUUUACGACUUUUAAAAUAAUGGCAUGCAAGAUAUUGACCCUCUGAGAAAAGGAUUUUUUUUGUGUUCUCUCAGAGUGGCUUCAUGU